This is a messenger RNA of Paramecium tetraurelia, 336 nucleotides long. RefSeq lists its product as uncharacterized. NCBI's taxonomy places the organism in Eukaryota, Ciliophora, Oligohymenophorea, Peniculida, Parameciidae. The transcript has a single exon. The record is from RefSeq and is a predicted model, not a curated record.
AUGGAUUGCUUAGGUAGUCGUCCUUUGAAUGAUGAAAAGGCGUCAUCUGAUAGUUUGCGUAUGUUAUUGGAUCAAUUGGGAGAGGGUCAGUUUAUUGAGACUAUCAUCAUCUCCACAUCUGUUUACAACUGUUGCUACUUUAAGUAGAGAAAGGAGUGGAUAUUGCAGAAGAGGAGAAUCACAAAGAGUGUGAAUAAGUGGGUCAAGAGUAAUUUGGAAUCUCGAAAUUAUAUUCACUCAUUCUUGGAUUCACAUCCCGUAUCUAUCAUUUUGUUGAGACCUCUUCGAAAUUUCAAGCCUUACAUCACCUCAACCACACUCACACUGCACUCUUGA